This is a messenger RNA of Phanerochaete carnosa HHB-10118-sp, 1428 nucleotides long. RefSeq lists its product as uncharacterized. The transcript has 13 exons. NCBI's taxonomy places the organism in Eukaryota, Fungi, Basidiomycota, Agaricomycetes, Polyporales, Phanerochaetaceae. Gene Ontology annotation, biological process: proteolysis. The record is from RefSeq and is a predicted model, not a curated record. Bases 1 to 1428 code for a protein of 475 amino acids. Gene Ontology annotation, molecular function: serine-type carboxypeptidase activity.
AUGUUCACUUUUCUCGUCCUAAUCACGACUACCGCUGUACUAGUUCUGCACAGAUCAUGGGCUUCACUCCUUUUUAUCGGCAAUAUUAGCUAUGCACACGAGCUCGAGCCUUUCUUCCAUCUCGUCAAGACUCACGACGACCUCUGUAUCGGCGGCACGUCACAUUCGGGAUACAUAGGGCUUGAAGAAGACAGCGAAGACAAACCAAAGAGGUCGUUUUUCUGGUACUUCGAGGCGCAGAACAAUCAUGAGGACGCACCUGUCAUCUUGACAAUCGGUGGGGGUCCUGGGAGUAGCGGGAUGGCCAACCCUCUCUUCGGACAGUCGCAUUGCAAGGUCACCGAGAACAAAACUACUGUCGCAAACCCGAACGCUUGGUCCGAAAACUACAAUCUUGUCGCGCUCGACCAUCCUAUAGGCGUCGGCUUCUCAUACGGAACUCAAGUGAAUAAUUCUCGUGCGGCAGCAUACGACGCGUACGACUUUUUGAUCAAGUUCUUCCACCUGUUUCCGAAGCUAGCCAACAACAAGCUCGUACUUGCAGGUGGCUCCUACGGAGGAACCUACAUCCCACACAUCGCAACAGUCAUCCGCGAACAAAAUGCCGCUCUCGCCGCGGGAGGAGGGGUGCCCGGCGCAACGCACCUCAACCUUGAAGCGAUGAUGGUCAGCAACCCCAUGUCGGAUCUCCUCACGCACAAGCGCUGGGCGUUGCAACAACGGUGCUACUACACCGACUUUUACAACACGUCAACGUGUAACGCCGCCUUCGAGCGACUUCCAUUUUGCCUCGAGUCGAUCCAAAUGGCAUAUAUGAACGACACCGUUGAGAAUCGCGCCCUUGCCAUGGCGGUUUGCGAAGAUGUUUACCCGGACCGCGUACCUGGACGUAGCCUUGAGAAUGUCAACCUCCGGUGCGACGGAACUCUUGAGAACUGCACGCCCGAGACCACCUGGGCGUCCGACUUCAUGAACCUGCCAGCUACGAAGGCCACGCUGGGCGUGCCAGAGCACCUCAAUUUCUCCUUCGUGAGUCGGCAGGUACACAAGGAAUUUGUUGCUGAGGGAGACAUGGUUCAGCAAGCGUAUCUACUCUACGAAGACUUGCUCAGGGCAGGUUACCGACUUUUACACUACAUCGGCAAGCUCGAUGCGAACUGCGCCUGGCCAGGCGUCCUCUCCAUGCUCCGCCUCGUCCGCUCUCAGUACCAGUCCGCCUUCCUCGCUGCGCCGGAUCUGCCCUGGACAAGCGAAGACGCGACCGUGCGCGCCAUUGGCCCCGGCGCGGGCAACUUCACGUACGUCCUCAUGGGCAGUGCAGGGCAUUUCGUCACGGACGACCAGCCAGUGUUGGUGAAGAAGAUACUGUAUCACUGGGUGGAGAACGUGCCGUUCGAAGUUGAGCAAGACCAGAGCGGGGCGAGCUGA